AUGCCGUUUGCCGCCACCGCCGAGGGCGCCUUCAGAAAGGUGAUGGAUGGAAUUAUCGACCUAACUGGCGAUAGUGAGGAAGAUUCCGAGGCCAAGGGCAAUAACGUGGCGGUCGUGUCUACGUUGACUCACAAUCAACUGGGGUCCUCGUCCGGUCCCCACAAGCGCAAGCUUUCAGGCUCUAAUAUCCCGACCAACUCAAUUGAAACCGAUGUUGGCACUCAUGGCGCGCACGCAUUGACAGUGGUUCGGCCAAAGGUGGAGGCCAGCCGAUCCACUUCGAGAAAGUCAAGUUUCCGGCCGUCUCAGUCAAAAGAGUCGAAUGCACACGCCAAAGCGAGCGCAUCGCCGGCGUCGAGCAGGGCAAGCCUGCAACCGUCCAUGUCAGAGACAAACGGAAAGGUUGAUAGGCCAUCCACACCAAACACGGCAAACAGCGCAAAGCCACUGAUUGUCAUCCCGUCGUCCGCUAAACGGACAAAGGAAAUACUCAAGUUCCCUGUCUCCGGCAAAGAAGAGUAUAAGGGGGUAUCUGAGAAGUACUAUCCAAUUGCUACCAAGCUGAAACAAAAGGCCCUGAAACGGGCCUAUCCCACACGCGAGAAAGUCGAUCGGAGCAUCAUCUCUUUCUACACCUCUUCUGAGUCCGCUCCGUCAAUCUCUCAGCCUGACCCGGUAGCCUUCUUGCGGGCUAACCUCGAGAAAAGGCUGCGGGAUAUCGACGGGCCGCCAGUCACAUUUAGCAUUAAUGAUGAAAGACUUGCGAUGCUUUCUACCACUUUUGGCUUUGUGAAUGACUACAUUCUUCUUGACGGCGUGACGCGUGUCCCGGAAGGCUUCCAUUAUGGAUGCAAUUGCUCCGGCUCUGGCCCUUGUGAUCUUACGACAUGUGACUGUCUCUUUGAAGAGGUUGAAUCCAACCAAAAGAUCUCCACAUACCGCCCCCUGGAGAACGGAACGUUUGUCCUCCACCCCGACUUCUUGAAGCGUCGUUCAAAAAUCGCCGAGUGCUGUUCGCUGUGCAGUUGCAAGGGCCUCGAAGGCGGCUGUUGGAACACAGUCGUCCAGCGCGGUCGUCAGGUCCGAUUCGAGAUCUUUGAUACAGGACCUCGAGGUUGUGGUCUUCGUUCUCCAGACCCCAUCAUCGCCGGUCAGUUCAUCGACCGGUACCUCGGCGAAGUCCUCACGCAAGAGGCCGCUGAUGCCCGCGAACUCGUGAAUCAAAUGGGCCAAUCUUACCUCUUUAUUCUUGACUGGAAGCAGGAAGAGCAAGACGAGGAUGAGGACGAAGACUCAGAGCCUGAUCAAAAGUUCUACGUCGUCGAUGGUCAGAAAUUCGGCUCUCCCACCCGUUUCGUCAAUCACUCUUGCAACCCGAAUUGCAAGAUCAUCCCCGUAUCCACCACUGAGCCUGGCGAUGAUAACCUCUACCAUCUGGCCUUCUUCGCUCUAUGUGAUAUCCCCCCCGGCACCGAGUUGACCUUCGACUACAAUCCCUUCUGGGACGAUGAAGAUAAAGAGAAGAUCGACCCAGAUGCCGUUAAUUGUCUUUGCGGCGAAGACAACUGCCGUGGCCAGCUAUGGCCUAAUGCGCGUAAGCAGGGUCCGGGCAUGAAGGCCAGCCCUAAUGCCAAGGCCACGGCCAAAAAAAGCCUCGGCAAGAAUCGGAGUAGAUAA
Molecule: messenger RNA, 1677 nt
Organism: Penicillium longicatenatum
Lineage: Eukaryota; Fungi; Ascomycota; Eurotiomycetes; Eurotiales; Aspergillaceae
Gene: clrD
Exons: 3
Coding region: 1-1677 (558 amino acids)
Molecular function (GO): protein binding
Source: RefSeq, a predicted model, not a curated record